Molecule: messenger RNA, 929 nt
Organism: Rubroshorea leprosula
Lineage: Eukaryota; Viridiplantae; Streptophyta; Magnoliopsida; Malvales; Dipterocarpaceae
Source: the annotation of a GenBank genome assembly
AAAAAUACGAUUUGCCCUUCGGUCUCACUUAGCGAAGCCCCUGAGAGGACUACCCUUCGCAAACUCUUCUCACUUCUCCUUCUCCGCCGAUCUCACCGCUCCGGCACUCUUGCGCUCGUCUUUCGCAGCAUCGUUCAUUGCUCGAAUUCAAGCUUUGAUCUUGGCCUUGGAUUGGCGUGUUUUGGACUAGCAAAUAUUCUGAGAGUAAUGGCUGAGCACAAGGAGCCAGUAAAUGAGCAAGCAGUUGCAAAUGCCUAUGCAUCUAUGAGAUCUGAACUAAAUCAGAUUUACUCAAAGAUUACUGAGUUGGAGAUGGAAGUGAGUGAGCAUUCCCUGGUCAUUAAUGCUAUUCAGCCGCUUGACCCAACUAGACGGUGCUACCGGAUGAUCGGUGGUGUGCUAGUGGAGAGAACCAUCAAAGAGGUCCUUCCAGCCGUGCAACGCAAUAAAGAUGGGCUUGAGGAGGUAAUUGCUCGGCUUAAUGAGGCUCUGGAAAAGAAGAAAAAGGAAAUUGCGGAGUUUGAAGCUAAAUAUAAAAUUAGAAUAAAGAAGCCUGAUAGUGAGGUAAAAGAUGAAAGUGGCAAGAAAGAAGGAUCUGCUCAGGGGGUUCUUGUUGGUCCUGCAAGUUCUGCAGGCUCGAGUGAGUAAUAGGUCCUCUUCCUUGUACUUCUCUUACCCCUUACAUAUUCUAAAAAUAUGCUGGAUAAAUUUUUUCUUGUUAAAUUGGGUUUUAGAGAAUCGGAAUGCUUUGAUCUUUGUAACAAUAUUGAUGAAUAGCGGAUUUCCCCUUUCAGUUGUAACUUAAAAGAACCAGUGUGUUUGGGAUACUUUGGAUUUGCAGCAUGCCAAGAUAUUUAUGUUUUAGUGUUUUGAGUGACUGUUGCAAAUGUGUUUUGAGGUCAGCAUGCUGGGGGCUCUACAUCUUAAUC